Messenger RNA from Athalia rosae (coleseed sawfly), 4853 nucleotides. RefSeq names its product transcription factor SPT20 homolog. The transcript is spliced from 12 exons. The record is from RefSeq and is a predicted model, not a curated record. The coding region runs from base 1485 to 4271 and encodes 928 amino acids. NCBI's taxonomy places the organism in Eukaryota, Metazoa, Arthropoda, Insecta, Hymenoptera, Athaliidae. Gene Ontology annotation, biological process: regulation of transcription by RNA polymerase II. Gene Ontology annotation, molecular function: RNA polymerase II cis-regulatory region sequence-specific DNA binding; DNA-binding transcription factor activity, RNA polymerase II-specific.
AGAAUCUAUUCCGAGGGAUGGCGUCUUUUUUUAAUUCGUGCAGCUGUGCGUGCGUCGUUAGUCCGUGGCCAACUUCGCGGUGCACCGCCCAGAGUUACAAGAUAGUUCCCUCCCUCGAAUCGCGCGAGUUAGGGGGAAGAGCACGUUUUUCAUCCACGAUUGAAAACAGAAAACAAACUCCUCGUGGGCGUCGAAUAUUAUAAUUUGAAAACCGCCCUCGUUUUAUACUGUUUCACCCAGAGUGUUAAUUCUUACCGAUUCUCGCAGCCACUCUUAGAGGGAAAAAAUAACUGUGUAUAGUAACUGAAUACGUAGUGACGGUGAAAAUGUGAAUAUUCGAUAACUAUACUCUGAAAUAGGAUUAUUAUCCUACUUUGAAGGCUCACGAGCUUUCGCCCCAGAACCUGUGACAAAAACGUGGUUCAAGAAACUCAUUUUUUUUUUUUUAGUCUUCCUUUCCUUUCGAAUUCUAGAUAUUGCGGUAAAAAUUUUUUUGUAUGUUGAACACACCAAUCAGCGAAUGAAUAUUGCUGUGGUAGUUGAUUCAUGUUACAAAAUUGUAAUCAGUUUGUUUCCUAAUCUUGCGAGGACUGUGACAAGAUAGAAAAUUCUGCGAUGAUUUGCAAUUGAAAAAGAAAAAUAAAGUCCAAGUACACGCAAUUGUUGCGCGUCUGAAUCGCGUCAGUUGAAAUAUUGUUUGUUAUCAAAAACCCGUUCCCGUACCCGUACCAUGGCCUCGUUGCAGGUAGAGCUAAAGAGCACGUGUCUCUGAUCGUCGUGGGUAAAAGUGGGUGGAGGCUGGCUUUUCCCCGAUAUCGUUGGGUUCGCCUUUGGCGUGUGUGGUUCAAUUGUGUUGGUAAAAAGGGUUAUAUGCGUUAUCCGGCCCAGUUGCGCCCGUGUGCGUCGUUCCUGUACCCGCCGUCCUUGCGAAGCGUCGCCUUGCCGCGUCUCUCGACGCCCCGGGGCGUGGAGGGGGACGAACGACUCAGGACCGUAUGGAAAAUACAACAGAAUUUACCAAGCGCGUGUCAAGUAUCGUUUUAACCGUCCGAACUCCGUUUGCUUAGUUUUUUAUUCACACAAAUUACUCGACUAGACCAUAACUACGUGCGAGGCCGCAAUUAAUGUGUUACCGCUUCUGAUUUUCGUAGAAGUUUUUAGCACCCAAACUCGGUUAUUUACCACGCCCCUGGAUUCGAGGGAGGGACACGAAAGGAGGCGGAGGGACGCCUCUAGGUUUGGUUUAGGACGUCGGCGCCCAGCCAGCAUUGUCGUGUUUCCGUCGUGGCGGUACUUCUUGGCAACCGUAGUGAGUCUGUCAACAUCGAGAUUCAGUUUCGCUGGUAUUCGCUGGGUUCGGGGGUUGCUUCGAUUUUGUUUAACGCUCUAUUCGGUUCCGGUGGAUCAGAAUAGCGCGAUUAUUGUUAUAAAUAUCACGCGCUGUUUACUUUGCGCCAAACGCACAACCACAUACACAACGGGCCAUGGGCCAAUUUACCAUAGGAGGAGGAGACGCGAACAGGGAUAUCGUGACCGAUACCACGGAGGAAGUCGACGAGGACCACGAUCCUUUGCACAUAGAACAGCAGCAGCAGCAGCAGCAGCAGCAACAACAACAACAACAACAACAACAACAACAGCAACAACAGCAGCAGCAGCAACAACAACAACAACAACAACAGCAGCAGCAGCAACAGCAGCAACAGCAGCAGCAGCAGGAAGUAGUGGAUCAGCAGCAAGUGCAAGAACAGCAGCAGCAACAGCAAAAUGCCCAGCCACAGAUCCGGUUUUUGAGCGCUAACGUCUUGCAGCAGCUUCAGCAGCAGCAAGUUGUACAACAGCACCAACAACAACAGCAGCAGCAACACGAUGUCCAACAACAACAGCAGCAGCAGCAGCAACAGCAGCAGCAACAGCAGCAGCAGCAGCCUCAGGUUAUUACCUUGCAACAAUUGCAAAAUUUUGUGCCUUUGCAACACGCUCAACAACAAGACCAGAAUCAACAAAGAACUCAGACCAUCUCCGUGCAGGCUUUGCCCCAACAAUUUUUACAGGGUGCUCAGCUCGUCGGUGGCCAGGGGCAGGGGACUUUGCAGCACCAAGGACAACCACAGCAACAGCAGCAGCUCAGCUAUAACGUGAUUCCGCAGAUGCAGACAGUGAACAUCGAUGGCCAAGAGGCACUUUUUAUUCCAUCUUCAGCGAUGUCGGCAGCGACGAAUCACCAUCAAGCACAACCUACCAUGCAGUUCGCUACAACGGGUGGACAGCAGGUUCAACUUGCUAAUGGACAGACCAUUAUCACUCCACAACCCGUUAGUCUCAUCAGAGCCCCCAGUGUCUUCCCUACAUCUAUUAUUCAAAAUAUUGGCGGACAGACUGUUCAGUUGCCAACAGAUUCCAAGGCUAGCCUGGAUGUUUCAGGGCAGAGCGUACAGGUCCGUCCGUUGCAGUUCCCUAUGCAACAGGUACAGCAAACGGUGCCUGUUCAGGUUCCGGUUACUGUCAACAAUGGGCAAACUGUUUAUCAAACAGUACACUUCCCCGUUCAAGCACUAUCCAGUGUUUUUAAUAUGCCCACCACGCAAAUGAUUCCGCAGAUCACACAGCAAAUGCCCCAAAUGGCACAAAUCAUAACUCCCAACGGGCAGAUACAGCAAGUUCAAAUCGCGAAUCUGUCUCAGCUUCAGGGUUUACAGGGUCAGCAAGUCGCACAGCAGGUUGCCCAACAAGUUGCUCAGCAGCAAGCCCAACAGCAAGUUGUUCAGCAGCAAACCCAACAGCAAGUUGUGCAGACUGUUCAGCAACAGCAAGUCGCACAAGCUCAACAAGUUCAACAGCAGCAAGUACAACAGGUUGUACAACAGGUCAUACAACAGCAGCAACAACACCAACAACAACAACACCAGCAACAACAACAACAGCAACAACAGCAGCAACAGCAACAGCAGCAGCAACAACAACAUCAGGUUCAAAGAGUUCAACAAGUUUCCACGCCAGCGCCGACAGUAUCGACAUGGAGCACAUCGGUCAGCACGCCAAGCAAUGUUCAGGUAGUAGGAAUCGGAUCACUUGGGAGGACGGUAAAUGGAAACAUAUUAACAACUAAGGAUGGUCAGAAGAUAGAUGUCCAAACCCUUUCCUCGCUCACGAGACAACCAGACAGUAUUGAGGGCGAUAUUAAAGUGACCAGUAUCGACGCCAGCCAACUUGCCGGUAGCCAAGUUAUACACAUCCAAGCACCACAGCAACCCCAAACUGCGAUGCAGCCAAUUACGAUAACAGGUGCUCAAGGUCAACAAUUAACACUGAUCCCAGCAUCCGCUUUGACAAAUCUAACCGCUCAGGGUGGUAUGAUGCGAGGCGUGGGCAACGGCAUAAUGCAGCUUCAACCAACAACUGGAAUGAACACCAAUGGAUUCCUGCAAUCGUUCCCUGUACAAAAUAUUCCUGGAUUGGGUAACGUUCAAGUCAUACCAGCCAGUGCUUUACAACAAGCUUCGGUACAAACGUUACCGACCAAUACCGCCGGCACGCAGAUCGUCACAGCACCUGCUGUUCAUCUCGAAGGAAACGAUCCCUCCAAGUGGCAAAUUGUUCAGACGAUACCGUCCACUCCUGCGCCCAGCACUCCCGCGCCGCCUCCUCAACAGUAUCAGGCUGGGAAUACACCAACUGUUGCUGAAAACGAUCCCAACAAACAACACCGAAGGAGAGUUGCCUGCACUUGCCCGAAUUGCGGGGAUGGAGAUAGAAACAGGGAUUUGACCCGAAAAAGACAACACGUCUGUCACAUAGCUGGGUGUAAUAAAGUCUACGGUAAGACAAGUCAUCUCCGAGCUCAUCUUAGGUGGCACACAGGCGAACGACCGUUUGUCUGCAGCUGGAUAUUCUGCGGUAAAAAGUUUACAAGAUCCGACGAACUUCAGCGUCAUCGCAGAACGCAUACGGGCGAAAAGCGGUUUCAAUGUCCCGAAUGUACAAAGAAAUUUAUGCGCUCCGAUCAUCUUACAAAACAUAUUAAGACGCAUACGAAACUACGCAGUACAGACACCGAUGUGGACGAUCCUGACAGGGAUUUAGAUACCGAGGCACCUCAAGAAAAAUCUUGGCCUGUCAGCAUCAUUGCUAUUCACGGCGACAUUCCCGCAUCCCAGGAGGCUGCUACUUCAACGCAGGAAGGAUCUUCAGAUAGCCAGUCUUCGGGAGAUGAUAAAAUGAUGAUCACUAUACACAAGGAAACAGAAUCUUCUGAAAUGAAAAUAAACUGAAAGACGAAGUUGAGAAUCAUGUUUAGCAAAGUGGAAGAUCGGAUGUGCGAGGGUCUCUGGGCCCAGCACCAGCCCUAUACUCUUUGUUAUCACUUAAAUCUUUUGGUUUUACAAUCUAUUCUUCUAACUAGCAAAGAUGACCCUACGCUAGAGAGAUAUUCGCUAUCAGUUGACGCAGGUUUUUUAAUACAAAAUCUUUUUUAUACGCCAGAUUUUUAUCAUUCGUGAUAUGGGAAUUGAUGAGGAUUGUUAUAGUACAGAUGUGUACAAAACAUCUUUACCCAGGUUCUGUACAUAAGAGAAUAUAUAUCCCUAUAUAUAUAUACACAUAUAUCACCACAUAUAUGUAUAUAUAUAUAUCUAUUACAUAUAUAUAUGUAUUUUUGUAAGAUAAUCAUGUAAAUAGUGUACAUAUAAAUGAUUUUACACAAAUUUCUUAUAUUCUUCAGUUACGGAAUUAAUCGGAGUUUAUGACAUGGAGAUUUGUCAGAAUUUUCAAGAGAACGAAGAAUUAAAGCACGAGCAUUAUGAUCUAUUGACUAUUGUUAUACUGAAUUAAAUAAACAGCAAAAUCAAGGUUUA